Messenger RNA from Sapajus apella (tufted capuchin), 1823 nucleotides. It is a transcript of the gene KMO, whose product is annotated as kynurenine 3-monooxygenase. Lineage: Eukaryota; Metazoa; Chordata; Mammalia; Primates; Cebidae. Gene Ontology annotation, biological process: quinolinate biosynthetic process; L-tryptophan catabolic process; NAD+ metabolic process. Gene Ontology annotation, molecular function: FAD binding; NAD(P)H oxidase H2O2-forming activity; kynurenine 3-monooxygenase activity. Gene Ontology annotation, cellular component: mitochondrial outer membrane. The record is from RefSeq and is a predicted model, not a curated record.
AUUUAUUUUGUCUUAGAGCUGAGCUGAUUGUACUUUGGCCGACUAAAGGGUUAAUGCUUUCAAGGGAAAUUAGCCCUGACUAAACAUUGCUGCUGGCUCAUAAAUGCACUGGGCUUUGGGCGGCAUAAAAACUAAGAGAAAUCAGUGUGUAGAAGAGACACAAAUAAGUGUCCCUCAGUGACAGCGACAACAAUAAUUGUGAAAAAUACUUCAGCAGUUAUGGACUCAUCUGACGUUCAAAGGAAAAAAGUAGCUGUCAUUGGUGGUGGCUUGGUUGGCUCAUUACAAGCAUGCUUUCUUGCAAAGAGGAAUUUCCAGAUUGAUGUAUAUGAAGCUAGGGAAGAUAUUCGAGUGGCUAACUUCACACGUGGAAGAAGCAUUAACUUAGCCCUUUCUCACAGAGGACGACAAGCCUUGAAAGCCAUUGGCCUGGAAGAUCAGAUUGUAUCCCAAGGUAUUCCCAUGAGAGCAAGAAUGAUUCACUCUCUUUCAGGAAAAAAGUCUGCAAUUCCCUAUGGGACAAAGACUCAGUAUAUUCUUUCUAUAAGCAGAGAAAAUCUAAACAAGGAUCUAUUGACUGCUGUUGAGAAAUAUCCCAACGUGAAAGUACACUUCAACCACAGGCUGUUGAAAUGUAACCCAGAGGAAGGAAUGAUCACAGUGCUUGGAUCUGACAAAGUUCCCAAAGAUGUCUCCUGUGACCUCAUCGUAGGAUGUGAUGGAGCCUAUUCAACUGUCAGAUCUUACCUCAUGAAGAAGCCUCGCUUUGAUUACAGCCAGCGGUACAUUCCUCAUGGGUACAUGGAGUUGACUAUUCCACCUAAGAACGGGGAUUAUGCCAUGGAACCUAAUUAUCUGCAUAUUUGGCCUAGAAAUACCUUUAUGAUGAUUGCACUUCCUAACAUGAACAAAUCAUUCACAUGUACUUUGUUCAUGCCCUUUGAAGAGUUUGAAGAACUUCUAACCAGUAGUGACGUGCUGGAUUUCUUCCAGAAAUACUUUCCAGAUGCCAUCCCUCUAAUUGGAGAGAGACUCCUAGUGCAGGAUUUCUUCUUGUUGCCUGCCCAGCCCAUGAUAUCUGUAAAGUGCUCUUCAUUUCACUUAAAAUCUCACUGUGUACUGCUGGGGGAUGCAGCUCAUGCCAUAGUGCCAUUUUUUGGGCAAGGAAUGAAUGCGGGCUUUGAAGACUGCUUGGUAUUUGAUGAAUUAAUGGAUAAAUUGAAUAAUGAUCUUAGUUUGUGUCUUCCUGCAUUCUCAAGAUUGAGAAUCCCAGAUGAUCAUGCAAUUUCAGACCUAUCCAUGUACAAUUACAUAGAGAUGCGAGCACAUGUCAACUCAAGGUGGUUCAUUUUUCAGAAGAACAUGGAGAGAUUUCUUCAUGCUAUUAUGCCGUCUACCUUCAUCCCUCUUUAUACCAUGGUCACUUUUUCCAGAAUAAGAUACCAUGAGGCUGUGCAGCGUUGGCAGUGGCAAAAAAAGGUGAUAAACAGAGGACUCUUUUUCUUCGGAUCACUGAUAGCCAUCAGCAGUACCUACCUACUUAUGCGCUGCGUGUUACGACGACCUCUCGACUACGUGAGAAGACCAUGGAACUGGAUAGCUCACUUCUGGAACACAACACGUUUCCCCGCAAAGGCCAUGGGCUCCCUAGAACAAACUUCCAAUCUCAUUAGCAGGUGAUAGAAAGGUUUGAAGUAGCAAAUGCUUGAUUUCUUUCUCUGUAACCAAAAUUAAGCAUUUAAAAAAAAAACUUUCUAUUGCCAUAUUUGAUUCACUAAUGGAAGAUAGUGGUCUGCUUAUAAUUAAACUUAAUAUAGAAUUUC